Molecule: messenger RNA, 1413 nt
Organism: Megalops cyprinoides (Indo-Pacific tarpon)
Lineage: Eukaryota; Metazoa; Chordata; Actinopteri; Elopiformes; Megalopidae
Product: G1/S-specific cyclin-D1
Exons: 5
Coding region: 289-1167 (292 amino acids)
Biological process (GO): positive regulation of G1/S transition of mitotic cell cycle; mitotic cell cycle phase transition; regulation of cyclin-dependent protein serine/threonine kinase activity
Cellular component (GO): cytoplasm; nucleus; cyclin-dependent protein kinase holoenzyme complex
Molecular function (GO): cyclin-dependent protein serine/threonine kinase regulator activity
Source: RefSeq, a predicted model, not a curated record
UGUGGGGUAGCGCUUUAAGACUCUUACUCUCCUCCCCGUGCCUCUCUCUCUCUCUCUCUCUCUCUCUCCCCCCUCUCUCUCUCCCAUGCUCGCUGUGGCUUUGAUCUCCCCUUAACAACAGUAACGUCAUAGCAGAGAGCUCUUAAGGAGAGUUUUGUCGGAAAGAGCGAAGUCCUGGAGCCUCCAGAGGGCUUACACAGCAGUAGCAACAGGCAGCAUCCGCGGAACUUUUGCAAAGCGCGCCCCCCGAGUCCUUCGAAAGCCCAAAGCUCCAGCUGCCCUAAAGACAUGGAACACCAACUGCUAUGCUGCGAAGUGGAGACUAUCAGAAGAGCUUACCAAGACGCUAACCUGCUGAAUGACAGAGUGCUACAGACAAUGCUUAAAGCAGAAGAUAGUUACCUUCCCUCUGCAAACUACUUUAAAUGUGUCCAGAAAGAAAUAGUGCCUUACAUGAGGAAAAUUGUAGCCACAUGGAUGCUCGAGGUCUGCGAGGAGCAGAAAUGCGAAGAGGAGGUCUUUCCUUUGGCUAUGAAUUAUUUGGACAGAUUUUUGUCUGUGGAACCCACCAAGAAAACCAGACUACAGUUACUUGGAGCAGCUUGCAUGUUUUUGGCCUCUAAAAUGAAGGAAACAAUCCCGUUAACUGCCGAGAAGUUGUGUAUAUACACCGACAAUUCCAUCCGACCCAGCGAAUUAUUGCAAAUGGAACUACUAGCAUUGAACAAACUGAAAUGGGAUCUAGCUUCUGUCACCCCCCACGAUUUCAUUGAACAUUUCCUCUCCAAACUGCCCAUCCACCAGGACACCAAGCAAAUCCUGCGCAAGCACGCCCAGACAUUCGUGGCUCUCUGUGCAACAGACGUCAAAUUCAUCGCCAGCCCACCGUCAAUGAUUGCAGCCGGCAGCGUGGCGGCGGCCUUCGAGGGGCUGCACCUCAAGGGCGCAGACGGCGCACUAUCGUCCCAGAACCUCACCAACUUCCUGUCACAAGUCAUCAAGAGUGACCCGGACUGUCUCCGGGCAUGCCAGGAGCAGAUCGAGUCCCUGCUGGAGACCAGCCUUCGCCAGGCCCAGCAGCACAGCGUCUCCUCAGAAACCAAGAGCGUGGAGGAGGAGGCGGACCUCUCCUGCACUCCCACAGACGUGAGGGACGUGAAUAUCUGAGGGGAACAUCCGCGCCACCAGAAGACACUUCAGGAGGAGAGCGAGCGGGCCCCGGCCGAUCGCCCUGCAGGCACGCCGUCAUGCUCCCUCCCGCCUGCGCACCCCCCUCACCCCACCCCUGCGUGCACGGUCUGAAAAGAACGAGCCGUCCGCCGGGACGGCCCGCGCGGAAGAAGGGAUGGAAGCUUCUCUGAUUUUCAUCACUAUCUCUCUCUCUUCCCUUUGGCCUGUGGCAAAAAAAACCAU